Molecule: messenger RNA, 2814 nt
Organism: Colletotrichum siamense
Lineage: Eukaryota; Fungi; Ascomycota; Sordariomycetes; Glomerellales; Glomerellaceae
Product: Lon protease-like protein 2
Exons: 4
Coding region: 1-2814 (937 amino acids)
Biological process (GO): protein catabolic process; protein targeting to peroxisome; protein quality control for misfolded or incompletely synthesized proteins
Cellular component (GO): peroxisomal matrix
Molecular function (GO): ATP hydrolysis activity; ATP-dependent peptidase activity; serine-type endopeptidase activity
Source: RefSeq, a predicted model, not a curated record
AUGGCGCGAUCACAAACCAAGACCCUCCCCGUCAUCCCCCUCGCCCGCGGCACCAUCCUGUUGCCCGGUGUCACUCAGCGCAUUCCCGUCACCGCCGCCCGACCCGAUAUCCCCGCCCUCCUCGCAAACGUCUACGAGCGCGCGGCCUCCGCCGCCCCCAACGAGCGCAUCGACUCCGUCCCCAUCGCCUGCGUUCCCGUUUCCUCGCCUUUCGUCGGCCCCAACGGCCAGCUUCUCAUUCAGGAUGCCGACCAGGUAGACGAGGCUCUCAUCAAGGAGGUCGAUCCCGGUACCGCCCGCAAGGCCGACCUCUUUAACUACGGCGUCGCCGCUCGCAUCACCGGCAUUGAGGGUAGAGGAACUGCCGAGUUUGCGUUGCGCGUGGAGGGUGUCGCGAGAGUCCGCGUCGAGAAGGUCACACAGGAGAGGCCGCACUUCGAGGCCAAGGUUAAGUACUUCCACGAUGAAGUCUCUGCAGAUGCCCAGAUGCAGGAGCUCUUCUCCCUCCUGAAGUUGCGAUCAAGAGAGCUCGUCACCAUUCUCCGCAUAUCCGCCCUCCUCCCCAGAAGCCCCGACAGCCCCGGCGGCCUGUCGCCCCUGCUGACUCGACGUCUCGAACUGUUCAUCAACAAGAAGGAGCUCAAGGACGCCGGCAACCUGGCAGAUUUCAUGGCCAACAUCGUCGAGGCUUCGUACGAGGAGAAGCUGGAGGUGCUUGCGGCCCUGGAUGUUAAGGUUCGCCUGGCCAAGGUCAUUGAGCUGCUGGAUCGUCAGGUCGGGGGUAUUAAGAACAACUUCAAGAUCACAACGUUUACCAGCGUGCCUGUCCAAUUCCUGGACAAGAUCAACGACCGCUCAUCGCGCCGCGUUGGUCCCAAUGGCAUCCCGAUGCCGCCGAACACCAUGUUCCCUCCUGGUCCCAACGGCGUCAUGGGCCCCAACCAAGACGAGGAUCAGGAGCCCAAUGAGUUGGAGGAGCUCAAGAAGAAGCUGGAUAAGGCGCAGCUGCCGCCGGAGGCUGCCAAGAUGGCCGACAGGGAGUUGAGGAGAUUGAAGAAGAUGAUGCCUGGGAACCAGGAAUACCAGGUCACUCGCACAUGGCUCGACGUGCUCGCCGAGAUCCCCUGGACCGUGACAACAGACGACAGACUGGGCCCCGAUACUCUGGCGAGAGCCCGCAAGCAACUUGACGAAGAUCACUACGGCUUGGACAAGGUCAAGAAGCGCCUCGUCGAGUACCUGGCCGUCCUGAGACUCAAGCAGUCCAUCAACGAUGAUGUCGAGGAGCAGAUCAAGAAGGCCGAGCAGGAGCUGGUCCCGCCGGAGUCGGACAAGGACAAGGAGGGCGAGACCAAGGAAGAGGAGAAAGUCGAUGCGGAGCAGGAAGAGCGAUCGAAGCUGGCCAACACAAAGCUCGAGGUUCUCCGGUCAAGGCGCAUGGUUGAUAGGUCACCGAUCAUGCUUCUGGCUGGACCACCGGGUGUCGGCAAGACCAGCUUGGCGAGAUCUGUAGCCACCGCGUUGGGCAGAAAGUUCCACCGAAUCUCACUGGGCGGUGUCAGAGAUGAAGCCGAGAUUCGUGGUCACCGACGGACAUAUGUCGCGGCCAUGCCCGGCUUGAUCGUGCAAGGCUUGAGGAAGGUUGGAGUGGCGAACCCUGUGUUCUUGUUGGACGAGAUUGACAAAUUGGGCAUGUCCAACUUCCACGGCGACCCUUCCGCAGCGAUGCUUGAGGUCCUCGAUCCGGAGCAAAACAACUCGUUCACGGAUCACUACGUCGGACUGCCCAUUGACUUGAGCAAGGUACUUUUCAUCGCCACCGCCAACGACCUGAACACCAUUCCGGCGCCCCUCCUAGACCGUAUGGAAACCAUCUACUUGCCAGGCUACACGACGCUUGAGAAACGGCACAUUGCAAUGCAGCACCUUGUGCCCAAGCAAAUCCGGGUCAACGGUCUGUCGGAAGACCAGGUCCACUUCGACAAGGACGUGGUAUCCAAGAUUAUCGAGUCGUACACCCGUGAGUCAGGGGUUCGCAACCUGGAACGCGAGAUUGGCUCCGUCUGUCGUCACAAGGCGGUCGAGUUCGCCGAGGCCAAGGAUGGUGGACAGCUUGAGACAUACAAAGCACAGCUGACGGUUGAGGACAUUGAGGACAUCCUGGGUAGCGAACGGUUUGAGGAGGAAAUUGCCGAGAAGACGAGUCGACCCGGCAUCGUGACCGGCCUGGUGGCGUACAGCUCGGGCGGUAACGGCAGUAUCCUAUUCAUCGAGGUUGCCGACAUGCCUGGAAACGGCAGCGUGCAGCUUACCGGCAAGCUGGGAGAUGUGCUCAAGGAGAGCGUCGAGGUCGCCCUCUCUUGGGUCAAGGCACACGCUUAUGAACUGGGCCUGACGGCGGAGCCGACGACCAACAUCAUGAAGGAGCGCAGCAUUCAUGUCCACUGUCCGUCUGGCGCCAUUCCCAAGGACGGACCUAGCAGUGGCAUUGGCCAAGCCAUCGCCCUCAUCUCUCUGUUCUCUGGAAAGACAGUUCCCCCAACCAUGGCCAUGACCGGUGAAAUAUCCUUGCGAGGCCGUGUGACUGCCGUCGGAGGCAUCAAGGAGAAGCUCAUCGGCGCUCUCCGGGCGGGUGUCAAGACGGUGCUACUCCCCGCGCAGAAUCGGAAGGAUGUGAAAGAUCUCCCGCAGGAGGUCAAGGACGGUCUCGAAAUUCUCCACGUCAGCCACAUCUGGGAGGCCAUCCGGCUCGUCUGGCCCGAUUCCCAGUGGCCCGGCGCUGAGCCGUUCCCUCCCAUCGAGAGCCGUUUGUAA